This is a messenger RNA of Hordeum vulgare subsp. vulgare (domesticated barley), 1389 nucleotides long. Its product is annotated as protein BTR1-like. The record is from RefSeq and is a predicted model, not a curated record. The transcript has 7 exons. NCBI's taxonomy places the organism in Eukaryota, Viridiplantae, Streptophyta, Magnoliopsida, Poales, Poaceae. Gene Ontology annotation, biological process: regulation of gene expression. The coding region runs from base 1 to 816 and encodes 271 amino acids. Gene Ontology annotation, cellular component: cytoplasm; cytosol. Gene Ontology annotation, molecular function: mRNA binding.
AUGGGCUCCUCCUCGCCGCCGCCGAGCUCCACCGCCUCCCACGACGGCGACGACGACGACGACCGCCGCCAAGAUGCCAUGUGGGAGAGGCCGACGCACGCGAGGAUCCUCGUGUCGGACGCCGACGCGGGCUGCAUCAUCGGCAAGGCCGGCUCCGCCGUCCACGCCAUGGAGGCCCGCUCCGGGGCCCACAUCAAGAUCUCCGCCAGGGGCCGCCCCCUCCCCGGCACGGACCGCAGGGUCGUCUUCGUCUCCGGCCCCUUCCCCGCCGUCAUGGACGCCGCAGACCUCGUCCUCCAGAGGCUCUUCUACCUGGGCGACCAGGUGAUUGACGCUGAGGCUACCGUGGUGCUCGUGGUGCCCGACGCCUGCUGCGGCGCGCUCAUCGGCAAAGGAGGGGAGGUCAUCAAGUCCUUAGCUGAGGAGUCAAAUACUGGAAUCACGGUCUCACCCUACGACAUCUGCUACGGUUUCCAUGAUAGACUGGUUACGAUCACUGGACAUUUGGACAAUCAGUUGCAGGCUAUAUUUCUUAUAUUGUCUGAGUUGCUUGACGAUGUCCGCUACUCAUCCUCCACCGCAAGCUUUAGUUUUCCAAGUUCAAGUAUUCGGCGUGGCGGUGAUGGGCAAGAUGAACAUGUUGAAAGAUGCCACAGCAGUCCUGACACACCCGUGAGAUCGCCUGACUACGACAGCGAUGUGCAAGGGACCCUCACCAUGGGUGUCUCGGAAGAGUACGUGGGCGCCGUCAUCGGCUGUGGCGGAAGGAUCAUAAAUGAGAUCGAACGGGUACGUACAUAUCUCCCGCACCACUGAAGCGCAACCACAAGCAGUUAAACAACAGGGCAAUGGUUUGGACUAAUGGUUCGUCGUCGGAAUGCAGGUUACGGGUGUGCAGAUCAAAAUCCUGAAGAGGGAGCUCAUAUCUGGGACGAACGAGAGGGAGGUGGUGAUCACCGGGAAACGGGAGGCGGUCGAUGCGGCGGAGGAGAUGAUCGUGCAGCGGGUCUUGGCUGCCGCCAAAAGUCGCCGCCGGCUGGAGGGUGGCGAUGGUGGUGACAGGCGGCCUGUGCAGGAAGUGGAGCAGCAGCAGCAGUACGUAGGGGUGAUACAAGAAACCAGAGCAUAGCACUGAAUCAGUGGUAGUGGUGGUGGUGGUGGAGCGGGAGAUGUCCCAAGCUUUUUUAGUCCUUGCAUACGUUGCUGGAGCAGUUAAUUAGCAAGAAUUGCUUACUUGGGAGGGGAAGUCAUGGUGCACUCACUGAUGGCCUCACGGAUGAUUGUGUUUCGGUGAGAGGAUGGAUGAUUCCUCUGGGUUUGAUUCAUCCAACCCAUGAGGAGAUGAGUUUUGAAAUGGAAGUCUGAAACAAAGUUGUUUCUAUUUGCACA